CUACACAUAAUUCCAAGAUGUCAGCGCCCAUGAACAUUUUAUGUAACUCCAGGCUGAGUCAGAAUCUGUGAAUUUGAGAAGAAAUUAAGUAAGUUUGUGUAAUAAUGAUGUGACCAAAUGAAAUUAUUGAUUGUUAUUCUUUUCUGAUCUUGAAUACGAAGAUGUGUUGUGUUCAGGCUACCUUGCCUGGCCUGUUUGCUGACUACCGGCCGCUGUGUCAGAUCAGCAGAUCAGCUCAAGUGUGUGAUGGCUCGCGCGGGAGUAGGGGCGGCGGCGACAUGUUCGGUGCAGCACCGGGUACAGGGUGGGCCCCAAGCCCAGCAACCCAAGUGCUGGGCGCGACACGGCCUGCAACGUGUGUAACGACGACCAUAACGAACUUGAACAACAGCAACAACAACUACAUCAAACUUUAUUGGCCCCCCCCCCCCCAAACUGGAUUAGACAUGUCAAGAUUGGCCAACUUUUUACGCAGGCCUCGCAACUUUGCCGCUGUUGCCGUGGCCAGCGCGGGAGUUGCCUUCAGCUACAAAGCAGCGCCCCACCUCUUCCCAAACCACAUCUACAGACCAAUCUUUGAAGCAUACAAGGCGGGAAAGCCGUACAAAGUGACGGUGGAGCAAGAGCAAGAAUUUGAGCAAGCCUGCAAUGACCUCAACAUCGAUGCCUCCAAAUACAGGACGUUUGUCACAAGCCGCUGGGAGGUCAAGUCAGUUGGCCUUCCGUGGUUUCCAGCGGGGUGCCAUACAGGGAUCCCCGCCUCGAUGGUAGCGGAGCCGGAAUUGACCAACCUGAGAUUCUCCGGACCGAUCAAGGCUAACCUUGAUACAAGAGAGGGAAUGUGGUUGAAGGACUCUCUGAAGCUGAGUCCCGCGGCCCGUAGGUUUGCGAUGGCUCAGCAGAUAGCUCUAAGCGACAGCAACCUAUCUUUCUAUCCCAUCGUCUUAGCGCCUAUCACCACGCUGACUGGCUUCGCAACGACCUUCAUCAUGCAUACCAUCGCUCCUAUCGCGCCGAUCUUCGUCACAGGUCUCGGCAUCGGAACCUGCUUCUACUUUGCCUACAGCUUCCUCUUGGGGUCUGUCAAUGAAAGGAUCGACCUGAAGGUCAACCAAAGACUUGCUGCCAUCAGCGACGAGUACACCAUGGGUGGACUAGAAUUCUAUGAGAAACUCUUGCAGAAGAACAGGGGACUACGAUCACUUCUUGGAAAAAAAGGGGAGCACCUUUACACCUAUUAUGGCAACGAGACAUCAGGACUGGUCUACUCGACUGGAGCAACCAAUAUUCAGAAGAGAGAUGUUUUGAAGAAGAUGGUGGAGGCCGCUGAGAUGGAAAGAAGAGCCAAGGAGAAGGCAGAUGCUGUGUCAUGAUAUUUAAGUGUAAAAAUUUGAGAUAUUAUUCUUAUUUUAAUGGUCAACUCCACAGUAUUUGGUAAUUUAGUGCCCCAUAUAUUACCAAGUAUUCUGGAAUUAUGAUAUUAAAAUGUUUAUUACAAUGAUCAUGUUCUAAUUGAAGAUAAACAUGAUCUGAUCAAGUAACGGUAGAGCUAUCAGCUUAAAGGGAGAAGGUCAUCAGUUUCCAUGCGCAGAAGUUCAUAAUUUGCUGACACCAGACUUGGUGGAGAUACCAUUAAUGGAUGUACAAAAUAUCUUGUUUACUGUCAUUUAUCAGCAGUAUUAAUCAAUGUGGUCAUGAUUUAUUGUACUCUAAGUUGACAACUGAUCGGUGACAUACUACAUUUCCUCUUCACUGUGUAUCAGUAAUGUUUAAUUUUACAAUUAUUAUUGUAUGUAUCAAAAUUGCAAAUCAGGUUUCCUAGUAGAGCAAAUCAGGCUGCCAUUUUGUUACAGGAGAAUAAAAUAUACACAUUUUUCAUACUCAAUUGUUUGUUCUAAAAAUUAUCUUGAAUCAGUUUUUUAUAUUAUUAUGUGCAUUUUCAUUCAUUGAUUUUGGAUUUUCAACAAGAAAAUUGGCUAUCAUAAUUGAUCAAUGAUAUUCAUAAGUGUAUAUUUUUUCCCAACUUUUGCAAUACCACAGUAUAGCAACAUAUUUUUGAAAUAAAUAAUGGAGAAAGAAACAAAAGAAAAUCAUAUUCCUUUUUGUCGCUAUGAAGAUUAGAAAAUGAAUUAGUAUAAAUAGUCUCAUCAAAUAUGUUCAUUUGAAUUUGUCAGUCUUUCCAUUUUAUAUUCAAUGAUUCUUUACAGAGAAAGUGUCUCUGUCUAAAAACAAUCUUAUUUUGUGUAUUAAUAUCAUUCAGAAUAGAUUCAGAUAAGCUUUAUUG
Strongylocentrotus purpuratus (purple sea urchin) is the source of this 2284-nucleotide messenger RNA. RefSeq names its product transmembrane protein 177-like (gene tmem177). The transcript has 2 exons. The coding region runs from base 162 to 1373 and encodes 403 amino acids. Lineage: Eukaryota; Metazoa; Echinodermata; Echinoidea; Camarodonta; Strongylocentrotidae. The record is from RefSeq and is a predicted model, not a curated record.